AUGAAGGCUGGUUUUGUGUUAUUUCUUUGGCUUUCACUCUUCGAAGGCUUUGACUGCGAUUGUCAGGGUGGAUGGGUAAAGCAUAAUGUCUCGUGUUACUACUUUAGUCACGAUACCGAAACGUGGAUAGGUGCCACGCAAAUAUGUCAGGCUCUACAAGGCUCGUUGGUGACGAUAGAAUCACAACAGGAAAACGACUUUCUGGCAAACCAAAUACGUACACUUAAACAUGAAUGGUACUGGAUAGCACUCUCUGACAUGGAAAAUGAAGGCACUUGGGUUUGGAUGGGAGACGGAAAGUUAACACCAGCGGUUUAUACAGCAUGGGACGAUGGGGAGCCGAACAAUUCACACGACAAUGAGAAUUGUGGGGUUCUCAGAGAUUCACAUCAUUGGAAUGACUACAUGUGCCAUCAGCCUGGAUUUUUUAUAUGUGAAAAGCAGGAUGAAAUGGAAAUCAUCGGUUGAUUCGUCUAAUCGAAAACGAAUUGCUUUGCUGCAGACUUGAUCCGAAAUUAUUUGUGAAUGCUAUUAAAAUAUCAAUCAAA
Mya arenaria is the source of this 548-nucleotide messenger RNA. Its product is annotated as perlucin-like protein. The coding region runs from base 1 to 468 and encodes 155 amino acids. Gene Ontology annotation, molecular function: signaling receptor activity. NCBI's taxonomy places the organism in Eukaryota, Metazoa, Mollusca, Bivalvia, Myida, Myidae. The transcript has 5 exons. The record is from RefSeq and is a predicted model, not a curated record.